UAGUGUAAAUUCCGCUGUGGUACUAAUUUUGUAGAGACAUACGAUAUGCGACGGUUCCAGAAGUCAUACGAACUAUACGACUACAACCUCAUGUUGAUUCGAAGGCUGGCUGAUAUCUGUGGUUUGGAUAUUAUGGCUCAAAACUACAAAUUCAACUUACGUUUUCUCGUUGUAUCGAUUUUGGUUUUGAUCACUGCUGCUAGUUUGUUGUACAGUUGCGUGUUUUAUUUCCAAAAUUGGUAUAAAAUGUUGGAAAUCGCGAUAUUGCUUGCCCUUGUCAUGCAGGCCCUAGUAAAAAUGUACAUAGCAUUUAUUCAUCGACACUUCUACGAAACUAUGUACCGUCGUCUGAGAGAUUUCCAUUACAAAUUCCGCAACCAUAAAAAUCACGAACAACUUUACAAAACAAUGGAAAAGAUACAUUUGACUAUUAAGCUGUUUCUCGCGUUGUACAUCUUCACCGGAUUUAGCUUUUCCGUACACCCACUGUACCUUUAUUUAACUGAACGGAGAAGAGAGCUUCUGGUCUGCAUAAGAUUACCUUGGGUCGAUGUGGAUUCGUUGGGCGGAUACGUCGUAACAAUGUGUUUUCAGUCGUCCAUAUUGGCGCUCUUCGUGAUCGGCUUUACCGCAUCGGAUUCAGUUAUUUUGCUAUUUGUGUGCAGUUUGAUCGCCUUUGUCGAUAUUUUCAAAUACAAUUUGAUGGAAUUGACAAACAUGCUGAACGAGUUCAAUCCUGACAAACCUACGAUACGGAAAAAAGUUCGACAGAUUGUUAUGCAACAGUUGGACAUAAUACAAUAUGAGUCAGACCUUGACGAGCGAUAUUUUGUAUCGUACUUCAUCCAAAUAUUCUCAGGAGUCAUGGGGAUAAGUAUAACGUUGUUCUUGAUCUAUAGGGCAGAUUUUAUUCCAGGGUGUGCGCUGAUGUUGUCGCUGUUUGGUCAGCUACUCGAAAUGUGUCUGCUUGGAACGAUAUUCUCAGUUAAGAACGAGGAAAUCACCGAAGCAAUUUAUGAAACCAGUUGGUACUUGAUGGAGACGCCAGAGCAGAAAACUAUAUCGCUAAUGCUCCACAAAAGCCAACAUUAUGUGGAGAUGACGAUAGGAGGAUUGCAACCGAUGAAUGUCGAAACUUUCGUUGCGGUAUGUGUACUAGUUGCUUAAUGGAUGUACUU
This is a messenger RNA of Aedes albopictus (Asian tiger mosquito), 1178 nucleotides long. Its product is annotated as putative odorant receptor 83c. Bases 46 to 1167 code for a protein of 373 amino acids. Gene Ontology annotation, molecular function: olfactory receptor activity; odorant binding. Gene Ontology annotation, biological process: detection of chemical stimulus involved in sensory perception of smell; sensory perception of smell. Lineage: Eukaryota; Metazoa; Arthropoda; Insecta; Diptera; Culicidae. Gene Ontology annotation, cellular component: plasma membrane. The record is from RefSeq and is a predicted model, not a curated record. The transcript has 4 exons.